Messenger RNA from Balaenoptera musculus (blue whale), 3649 nucleotides. It is a transcript of the gene TMEM67, whose product is annotated as transmembrane protein 67. NCBI's taxonomy places the organism in Eukaryota, Metazoa, Chordata, Mammalia, Artiodactyla, Balaenopteridae. Gene Ontology annotation, cellular component: MKS complex; ciliary transition zone. Gene Ontology annotation, biological process: cilium assembly. The transcript has 28 exons. Bases 25 to 2943 code for a protein of 972 amino acids. The record is from RefSeq and is a predicted model, not a curated record.
UGCGCGGCCGCUAGUGUGUGCAUCAUGGUGACGGGCGGACGCGGGACUGUGGUGGCAAUGGCGGCUUGGUCAACCUUAAACGCUGCGGGUGUGACUCUGUUCCUCUUGUUGGUCCUUCUUCGCGUCUCACAGGCUCAGACCUUCUUCUUCCCUUUCCGGCAGCCGGAGACGUGCGGCCACAACCAGUACUUCGAUAUCUCCGCGCUCUCCUGUGUCGCGUGUGGACCCAAUCAGAGGCAGGAUGCUCGAGGAACUGUAUGUGUGUGUCUACCAGGAUUUCAGAUGAUCUCUAAUAAUGGAGGACCUGAUAUUAUUUGUAAAAAGUGCCCGGAAAACAUGAAAGGUGUUACUGGAGAUGGCUGGAACUGUAUUUCUUGCCCUGGUGGUUUAACUGCAGAAGGAAAAUGCCACUGUCCCACUGGCCAUAUUUUAGUGGAAAGAGAUGUUAAUGGAACGUUGUUGUCUCAAGCAACUUGUAAGCUCUGUGAGGAAAGUGAAAACUCUUUUACAAUAGCAAAUGCUUUAGGAAACAGGUGUGUCCAAUGUGAACCAACAUUCAUUAAUACCAGCAGGUCCUGUGUGUGUUCAGAACCUAACAUUUUAACAGGGGGAUUAUGCUUCAGUAGCACAGGGAAUUUCCCUCCACGUAUGAUUUCAGCUGCACGUUAUGGAGAUCUUGGCAUGUCUUUCACUUCAGAAUGGUUUGCAGAGUAUUUGCAAUCAUCAGCAGCUGCUUGUUGGGUGUAUGCCAAUCUAACAUCUUGCCAAGCUCUUGGAAAUAUGUGUGUGAUGAAUAUGAAUUCUUAUGACUCUACCACUUUUGAUGCAUGUCGACUGUUUCAGUUUAUCUUUGAAAAUACUGCUGGACUGGGCACUGUUCAUUCUGUUUCGUUUUGGAGACAGAAUCUUCCAUGGCUGUUCUAUGGAGACCAGCUAGGAUUAGCACCUCAAGUACUCAGUACUACACCUCUUCCUACAAAUUUCAGUUUUAAAGGGGAAAACCAGAAUACAAAACUGAAGUUUGUUGCUGCUUCUUAUGAUGUAAGAGGAAAUUUUCUCAAGUGGCAAACUUUAGAAGGAGGUGUUUUACAGCUUUGUCCAGACACAGAGACAAGACUAAAUGCUGCUUAUUCCUUUGGAACAACCUAUCAACAGAAUUGUGAGAUUCCUAUCUCUAAGAUCUUAACUGACUUCCCCAUGCCUACAUUUUAUGAUGUGUACCUUGAAUAUACUGAUGAAAAUCAACACCAAUAUAUUUGGGCUGUGCCUGUGUUAAACUUAAAUCUUCAGCACAAUAAAAUAUUUGUGAACCAAGACAGUAGCUCUGGCAAGUGGCUUCUGACUCGGCGCAUGUUCUUAGUGGAUGCACUAAGUGGAAGAGAAAACGACUUAGGAAGUCAGCCAAGAUUAAUUCGAGUUGCUACCCAAAUAUCACUGAGUAUCCGCCUUGUACCCAACACAAAAAAUGGAAAUAUCUACCCUCCCUUAAUUACCAUUGCCUACAGUGACAUUGAUAUCAAAGAUCCCAACAGCCAGUCUGUGAAGGUUUCUUUCUCGGUCACAUAUGAAAUGGAUCAAGGAGAAGCACAUGUCCAGACAGAUAUUGCUUUGGGUGUGUUGGGUGGACUAGCUGUUUUAUUGUCUCUUUUGAAGACAGCAGGUUGGAAGAGACGCAUUGGGAGUCCCAUGAUCGAUUUACAGACAGUUAUGAAAUUCUUGGUUUACUAUGCUGGUGACCUGGCCAAUGUUUUCUUUAUCAUCACUGUGGGAACAGGUCUUUACUGGCUUAUUUUCUUCAAAGCACAGAAGUCUGUCUCUGUUUUGCUACCAAUGCCAGCUCAGGAAGAACGUUUUGUUACUUAUGUGGGAUGUGCUUUUGCUCUGAAGGCUCUGCAAUUUUUGCAUAAGCUCAUCUCCCAGAUUACCAUAGACAUAUUCUUUAUUGAUUGGGAGCGACCUAAAGGAAAGGUUCUUAAAGCUGUUGAAGGUGAGGGUGGUGUUCGGAGUGCUACCGUUCCCGUAAGCAUAUGGAGAACAUAUUUUGUGGCAAAUGAAUGGAAUGAAAUUCAGACUGUGAGAAAAAUUAACCCACUCUUUCAAGUACUUACUGUCCUCUUCCUUUUGGAGGUUGUGGGAUUCAAGAACUUAGCAUUAAUGGACUCAUCUUCUAGUCUUUCCAGAAGUCCACCUAGCUACAUAGCUCCUUAUAGCCGCAUUUUGAGAUAUGCGGUGUCUACUGCUCUUUGGCUAGUCAUUGGAAUUAUACAGAUUGUGUUCUUUGCUGUCUUUUAUGAGAGAUUUAUAGAAGAUAAAAUUCGACAGUUUGUUGACUUGUGCUGUAUGAGCAACAUAUCAGUGUUUCUGUUAUCCCACAGAUGUUUUGGUUAUUACAUUCAUGGUAGAUCAGUACAUGGGCAUGCCGAUACUAAUAUGGAAGAAAUGAAUAUGAAUCUUAAAAGAGAAGCGGAAAAUUUGUGUAGCCAAAGAGGUUUGAUACCCAAUACAGAUGGUCAAACUUUUCAAAUUGCUAUUUCUAGCCAGAUGAGACAACAGUAUGACAGAAUUCAUGAGACACUAACAAGGAAAAAUGGCCCUGCUAGACUAUUGAGUUCAUCAGGAAGUACUUUUGAGCAGAGUAUAAAAGCAUAUCAUACUAUGAAUAAAUUUCUUGGCUCUUUCAUCGAUCAUGUUCAUAAGGAAAUGGACUACUUUAUAAAAGAUAAAUUGCUUCUUGAAAGAAUUCUUGGAAUGGAAUUCAUGGAACCAAUGGAAAAAAGCAUCUUUUACAAUGAUGAAAGUUAUUCUUUCAGCAGUGUUCUGUAUUAUGGAAAUGAAGCCACUCUUCUUAUUUAUGAUCUGAUGUUCUUCUGUGUUGUGGAUUUGGCUUGCCAAAAUUUUAUUUUAGCAUCCUUCCUUACGUUCCUACAGCAAGAGGGUCAAUGAAGUACCGAGGUCUCGGGGAAGGCAUAAGUUGCUUGAGCAAAUGUGAAAGGAACCUAAUAGGAAGACAUUUAAAUUACCCAUCUCUCCUAGAUGCCAGCAGUGAGCAGUAAUUAGAGUCCCAUUCACCCUCUGCACCAGAUGUUACCGUAACAAAAAGGCAAGCUCUGAGAUCUAGCUCUAGGCUCAGCCACUUUAACUUGUAACUCUCACACAUCCCCUAUCUGCCUGGAUUAGAAAACAAUUGCGUGGAUGGGUGUGGAGCCUGAGAUGGAGACUUCAAGAAAAACCAAAUUUGUUCUAGAAAUGUUAGUAUUCAUAUCACCCAAAUAUUCCCCACUAUGUCAAAGAAGUGUAUGAGUUAAUAAGAUAAUAAUGUAUUAGUUUUUGAUAGAGAUCUAGAAUUAUGAACAAAUUCUGUUCCUCACAGUUCUUUUGAUGUUUCCAUAGCUUUUAGAGCUAGAGGAAACUUGUCUUGCCAAAUAUUUAAAAGUAUAUUCCUGUGAACAUAAGGGGAUUUGUAUUAUUAAUUUAUAAAAAUAUAUUCUGAAUAGGGACACACACUGCUUCAGUAUUAUGAAAGAUGAUAAUAGUCUUGAAAUAAUUUUGUGUAUCACCAUGGAAUUCAGAUGUCUGAUACAUGAAAAUAAAUAGUUGAGAGAAUUAGCUAGUUUAAUUUAGAUAUUUUAAUUGAUGUGCACAAUUAAUU